AUCCUGGCCACGUACCCAUGGACGGGAUAUCGAAAAACAUGGUCGGCCAACAACAAGAAGAACGCUCUUCACGCAACAGUGGCUCCGCUGGAUCGAUAACGACAGAGAAAAUGAAAAUGCUAGACAUCACCCGGGAUAAGCCAAUUAAGGUUGCUGUGAAAGUUGCAGUACCUGUCAGAGACCACCCGAAGUUCAACUUUGUUGGCAAAUUGCUAGGACCAAAAGGAAAUUCAAUGAAACGCUUACAAGAGGAUACAAUGUGUAAAAUGGCAGUGCUCGGGCGUGGUUCAAUGAAGGAUCGAAAAAAAGAGGAAGAAUUACGGGCGAGCGGUGAACCACGAUACGCUCAUUUAUCAGAGGAUCUUCAUGUAGAGAUUUCCACAUUUGCUGCACCAGCAGAAGCACAUGCACGAAUAGCAUACGCCUUAGCCGAAGUACGGAGGUUUCUUGUUCCGGACUAUCACGACGAUAUUCGACAGGAACAAAUGUGGGAGAUGCAAGCACUAAGCUCCUCAUCAUCACAAACGCAAACAGGCGAACAAAACAGUCCAAGUAGUCUUAAUGAGCUCGACACCAACGGCGACAACAAGAAUCACAUCCGCGAAAGUAUGGCCCUAGGGUUGGAUUGUAUAACAAACGAACCAACAACUUCUAUGAAUGGUAUUGGACCAGGCCAGACGACAACCAACAGCAUAACGACAUGUGCAGCAACCAACGAAGCUGCUGAAACCAGCAACCAAACAAAUUAUAACAGCGCUCUACAUGUGGACCUAUCAACAAACUCAAUGCAUCCAACAGCGGUAGCAGCUGCAAUACGCCAUCAGCUAGCCACUGCUGGUAUGGGUAUCAUAAAACCAGCCACAGGGGUUGCAGCUGUAACGGGCCUGACACCUAGUCAAUCUACAUUGGCAAUGCCCAGCGAAGCGGAACCAACGACUCCCACAUUGGCACUGCUUGAACCACCUGGAGCUCUUUUGCACCCCGCUCUACGGGGAGUAAAGGCCGUUAAUAUUGUUCCGCUCAAUUAUUUUCAAUCAGCCGGAAGUCUGGCACGAAAACGACCCCUCCUUGGCGUACCACGCUCAAGUAUGAAUCCAACGAAACGAACUGUGAUGACGCUCCUAGCACGUGCUAAGAACUCACAAGCUAUUCAUGCCGUUCGAAAUUCGGGCGGAGCAACAAUUCCUGAACCACUACAAAUGAUCACAUCGCCCCUUAUCCUGCCCCAGCCCAUGGACGAGAAUAUGAUUGCAACACAGAAGGAGAGCCUAUCGCAGGGGGUUUAAUAUCCAGUCAGCGGUUUUCGAUUUAAGAACAACAUUAAGAGAUAAAUUAGACUUAAAUUCAUAAUUAGUGACAUUGAUUGAAUGAAAAAAAAGAAAAGAUGAAAGAAAAAAUUAUAUAUUUGGUUUAGCACGGGAUGGUAUAGCAUCGGGUGGUGGUUGAGCACGGGCUAAGGAAGGGCACGAAAUCUGCCGGAACCGCCCAUGACACCAGCCAAAUCAACCCUUGCUCCAGAGAUGAUACCGUUCUAGAUAAAACUCCGAAAAAAUCUCAUUCCCCGGAAAAGCAAAGUCAAGUCCUGAAACUUCUUCAAUACCAUUCCGAGCUAAAUCAUUCUAAGUAUUUUAUUAAGCAAAGCUACAAGCAAGAACAAAACAACAAACAAAACACUUAUAUAUAUAUUAAUGGAAUUAUAAUUAGUUUGAUAAAUUUUUAUUACAUGAACGAAUAUUUGAGAAAUAAUAAAAAAUGCCUCUAUUUCUGUUUCGGCCAUCUUUUAAUAAAUAUUUAGCAAAAUAAACAAAAAACAAAACGAAUCUUUAAAUGGCAACAAACAACAUUAAUGAAACUUAAAUUUAAGAAACCUUAAAUAAAAUUUUUAACGUUUAGAGCAGACAUUUAAAAAAUAUUAAAACUGUUCAGAGAUACAAAUUCAAAACAGAAAGUAAAUUAACUAUUAGCGCAAUUACUUAUACGUUGAUAUAAAAAUUAAUUGAAUUGAAAGUUUAAAGAAUGCAAAAAUUUAAUAUAAAUAACAAAUGAAUUUGAACUUACGAGAAAAAACGGCAAAAAAUCAUUGUAAAAACACGUAAAGCCGCAACAUGCAUAAAUGCUACUAAACAAAAAUUAAAUAUGAAAUUAAAACAAAUUAACGUAAAUAUAAAAAUGUUAAAGAGAUAUUCAUGUCGUUAAGAUUUAAAGUAAAUACUAUUUAAAAUGGUUUAAGUUAAAAACGAAAGGAAUUAACAAAGAAGAAGUAAGAAUAAGGCAUGUGAGGGAAUUAAGCACGUACAUAAAUUAAAAAAUGAUUUUUUUGCUGUUUUGCUUUCCUUCCUGGAAAUCCUCUUAAAAAAUUCUUAAAAAAAUUAAAAAUUAAUGCAAACAUAAAGUAAAGAUAUAAUUUGAAUUAACAUAAAUAAAAUCUAUGUAAAACGUUAUAGAAAAAUAAAUACUAAAAUAUAAA
Hermetia illucens (black soldier fly) is the source of this 2467-nucleotide messenger RNA. RefSeq names its product branchpoint-bridging protein. The transcript is spliced from 6 exons. The coding region runs from base 18 to 1286 and encodes 422 amino acids. Gene Ontology annotation, molecular function: mRNA binding. Lineage: Eukaryota; Metazoa; Arthropoda; Insecta; Diptera; Stratiomyidae. The record is from RefSeq and is a predicted model, not a curated record. Gene Ontology annotation, cellular component: nucleus. Gene Ontology annotation, biological process: regulation of alternative mRNA splicing, via spliceosome.